Spodoptera exigua (beet armyworm) is the source of this 731-nucleotide messenger RNA. NCBI's taxonomy places the organism in Eukaryota, Metazoa, Arthropoda, Insecta, Lepidoptera, Noctuidae. The record is from the annotation of a GenBank genome assembly.
UAAGAAUACUUUAAAAGAAAGUUUAAGAAAACGCAGCUAUAAAUUGGACACAGCUGAUCUGUACGAGUAAACAAGUAUAGCUGUAGUCGGUUUGACAACACCCACUAUUGGUUGACGUGAUACUGUUGCUAUACGAUAACAGGCAACGAAGCGCUGUAUCACAGUGAACAAACGACUCAGUCAGUGUGACCGUUAUAUCCCGGCGCGCCGCUCCACUCGGCUGCGAAUUUAAUAAUCGAGCACGUUGCGACUGUGUUUCAUUAAAAAAUGGCUCCCAUAUCAAUAGACGAUCCAGCGGUACAGUCGUACCUGCUGUAUUCUAGCGUCUUGGCCCUAAAAGUUCUGGGUAUGGCCUUCUUGACAGCCAGAGUGCGAUACGCUAAGAAUGUGUUUGCUAACCCGGAGGACGCUGCAGCAAAGAAAGGGAAAGUGAAGUACGAUGACCCAGACGUGGAGCGAGUUCGCCGCGCGCAUCUCAACGACUUGGAGAACAUUCCCGUGUUCUGGAUCCUGGGCGCGCUGUACCUGACCACUGGUCCUUCAGCCGGGCUCGCCACCACACUGUUCCGUGUGUACACUGCUGGCCGAGUGCUACAUACUCUGGUCUACGCCGUCAAGCCCCUGCCUCAGCCAGCGCGUGGAAUCGCCUUCGGCAUUCCCUUCAUGAUCUCAUUCUACAUGGGAGUCAAAGUAAUUCUUCACUAUGCCAGUGCACUGUGAUUUAAUAAGAA